Molecule: messenger RNA, 846 nt
Organism: Sordaria macrospora k-hell
Lineage: Eukaryota; Fungi; Ascomycota; Sordariomycetes; Sordariales; Sordariaceae
Source: RefSeq, a predicted model, not a curated record
AUGUUGCCACCCUGGGCAUUCCUCGCCAUCCUCGCAGGAGGCUUUAUGCCAACCGCCACCGCCGCUUGCAAUCGUGAUGAACUCCUUUUGACAGUCGACCAGUUCCUACUGGGACUGACCAUGGGUCAAGCUGCCCCCUUGGAAAACAUUGCCGACGACUUCCAAUACAUCGAAAACAACAAACCCACCAUAAUCGUCGCGGGGGUCUUCUACAACAUCCUUAAGAUCGACUUCAACCGCACCAUCAUCGAUAUGACCACCUGCUCAACCUUUACCGAAAUCGUUUCCGCCACAUCACACAAGCCCUUCGUUCUGGGUGCCCAGAUCCACCACUACCCAACUGACAACAGCGUCUACAAGAUCGACACCAUCGUCUCCACCACGGGCUCGUGGUUCUUCAACGCCAGUCGAACGCUUCAAUAUGCUCGACAAGAGAGCUGGCCCAUCAUUCCACCUGCUCAGCGAGACACCCGACAAACGUUGCAAGCAGCAGCUGAUGCCUAUCUGGACAUGUGGAGCAACAAGAGUGCUAUUGACGCUGUCCCAUGGGGGACCCCAUGUGCGCGAUUGGAAGGAAGCGUGUAUACCGGUAAAGGGGCACCGGAUGAUUCGUGCAAGGUUGGCAUCCCUAGCAACAACACCCAGCCACCCAACUCUGAUCGCCGGUAUGUCAUUGACGAGAGCAUGGGGACCGUGAGUGUGCUCUGCAACUUUGAGCAUCUGGAUAAUGCACCAGAUAGUCACAUGUUCAGGUUGGAAGGGGGCAAGCUGAGAUAUAUCCAUACGAUCACUGUUGCGGAUAGUUCCGCGUGGGAGGGACGUAUUGGCCAAACUUUUGAGGCAUGA